CAGGUGGGCGCAUAACGUACCUACUGGCACGGUAGAUACAUAGUCGAUAUCAUGCAUCGAUGGGUCAAUAAUCAAGUAUUCUCUGCAUAAACUGCCGCACGACAUAUCGGCACUAUUUAUGAUCGACUUGUCAUAUCUCGUCGUGAUAGGAUUCAUCAAACAUGACUGCGGUUCCUAGUAUAUACAACACCGAAACUCCAGGAAUUGGCAACUUCCCACUUCACCUUCGCAGUUCACCCGUCCUCAUCUCUCGUUCUUCAUUGCAACUUUCGUGCCAUUACCCACCGCCGACACACAAGAUGCAGCUCGUCUAUCUCGUAGUCAUGCUUGGUGCGUUGGUAGCAGCCGGCUCAGCCGACCCGCAUCACCAACACGCUGAUGAAGGAAUUUUGUCACUGGCUGGAGCAGCGCUUUACUGAAGAUUGUACAGUACCACAGAGGGAGGUAAGACAUCUUACAGGGUAGUGAUGCUGGAAUCAACCCUUCGAUCUAUGUUCUGUACCUAGU
This is a messenger RNA of Aspergillus fijiensis CBS 313.89, 507 nucleotides long. RefSeq lists its product as uncharacterized. Bases 162 to 419 code for a protein of 85 amino acids. The transcript has a single exon. The record is from RefSeq and is a predicted model, not a curated record. Lineage: Eukaryota; Fungi; Ascomycota; Eurotiomycetes; Eurotiales; Aspergillaceae.